This is a messenger RNA of Paramuricea clavata, 1068 nucleotides long. NCBI's taxonomy places the organism in Eukaryota, Metazoa, Cnidaria, Anthozoa, Malacalcyonacea, Plexauridae. The record is from the annotation of a GenBank genome assembly.
AUGAUAAGAGGAGAGAACGAAGCCAUGAAUAAAUCAUCUGUCAACGAUCAGUCAUCGGCUGUUAAUAAACUUCUCACGAAAGACAAUGCCAGAUUAAAAAAAGAAAACGAUUCACUUAAAGAGCAAAUCACCAGCUAUAAGUGCGUUAUGUCCGACCUGAAUUUAAAAGUUAAGGGCUUGGAAAACGAAAAGAAUAGUUUAGUUACGGUCAUUAAAAUUAUUCAAAACGAUCAAGAACAACAACAGGCAUCAUGGAAUGUUGUCAACAACCGCACAAAGACCACGGAGGGACGAAAUACGUCAGCCCAUAAUCCUGUUGGUACAAAAAAUGUCAAAGCAAAAGAAUCCGUGCAACAAAAGAAUCAGUAUACUGCUUUAAGUAUAUCGGACGUAGACGAUAGUGAAUCAGACAGCAAUAAUGUAUCUGAUAACCGUAGCGACGACAUUACCGCGACACAAGUCCCAAAACAAGACCAACGACACGAAAGAAACCGACACUCUAAAAAAGAUUCACAGAAAGUCAAAGAAGCAAAUAUACCUAAGAACACGAAGCACAACCGCCCUACUGUUGCCAUUCUGGGUGACUCCAUGUUAAAACACUUGAAUCCAAGGAAAAUUCAACACGGAUUGGACCAUAAAGUCACGAUUAAAACUUUUCCUGGGGCCGGUGUAGACGAGAUGAUACAUUACGUUAGACCAACACUUCAGAAAAAACCAAACCAUGUUGUCUUACACGUAGGUACGAACGACCUUCAAACCAAAUCACCAGUUACAUUAAUAACGGCGAUAAGCAGACUCGGAGAAACAAUUACUCAAGAAGGAAAUGGAACUGAACUUACACUCUCGGAAGUUAUAACUAGAAAUGAUAAUGCGAAUCUUGCCGACAAGGUAAAUGUUUUUAAUAAGAAACUAGAUGAACUAUGUACUGAGCAUAACUGGGGUCUUAUUAAACAUGAUAAUAUAACUAAAAUUCAUCUCAAUAAUUAUGGACUACAUCUAAACCAAAGAGGGACAUCUACCCUAGCAGGAAACGUAAAACAAUUUUUAAAAAACCAAGUGUUUGAUUGA